AUGAACAAACUCACUUCAGAAUGUUACCAAAAUCGUGGAAGGGAGAACGAGAGAACGGGAGAACGGGAAAUCAGGGGAACGAGAGAGAGGGAGAACGGGAAAUCAGGGGAACGGGAGAGAGGGAGAACGGGAAAUCAGGGGAACGGGAGAGAGGGAGAACGGGAAAUCAGGGGAACGGGAGAGAGGGAGAACGGGAAAUCAGGGCAACAGGAGAACGGUAGAAUGGGAAAUCAGGGGAACGGGAGAGAGGGAGAACGGGAAAUCAGGGCAACGGGAGAGCGGGAAUUUAGGGAAAAGAGAGAAAGGGAGAAUGGGAAAUCAGGGGAACGGGAGAGCGGGAAUUUAGGGAAAAGAGAGAAAGGGAGAAUGGGAAAUCAGGGGAACGGGAGAGCGGGAAUUUGGGGAAAAGAGAGAAAGGGAGAAUGGGAAAUCAGGGGAACGGGGGAGCGGGAGAGGAGUAGAAGGAAAGGACAGAAAAACGGGAGAAUAGAGGAUUAA
Molecule: messenger RNA, 498 nt
Organism: Pocillopora verrucosa
Lineage: Eukaryota; Metazoa; Cnidaria; Anthozoa; Scleractinia; Pocilloporidae
Product: octapeptide-repeat protein T2-like
Source: RefSeq, a predicted model, not a curated record